Molecule: messenger RNA, 1250 nt
Organism: Branchiostoma floridae (Florida lancelet)
Lineage: Eukaryota; Metazoa; Chordata; Leptocardii; Amphioxiformes; Branchiostomatidae
Product: transcription elongation factor SPT4-like
Exons: 4
Coding region: 130-483 (117 amino acids)
Biological process (GO): chromatin organization; positive regulation of DNA-templated transcription, elongation; regulation of transcription elongation by RNA polymerase II
Cellular component (GO): nucleus; DSIF complex
Molecular function (GO): zinc ion binding; RNA polymerase II complex binding
Source: RefSeq, a predicted model, not a curated record
AGACAACCACUCCUGGCGAAAGCACGCUGCACGACAUCACAGCCAUUUUGCCGAGAUCAGUGAGAAGUUUUGUUUUGUCGCAUGUCAUUUUACUAACUCUGAGGCUUUAGGAAACGUUUGGAAACCAAGAUGUCGAUGGAGACGGUACCCAAGGAGAUGAGGAACCUGCGGGCUUGCCUGCUAUGUUCUCUGAUCAAGACCAUAGACCAGUUUGUAUUUGAUGGCUGUGACAACUGUGAACCAUACCUGCAGCUGAAAGGAAACAAGGACCUUGUCUACGACUGCACAAGCUCCAAUUUUGAUGGAGUUGUUUCCAUGAUGUCACCAGAUGACAGCUGGGUGGCCAAAUGGCAGAGGAUAAAUCGAUUCAAACCAGGUUGUUAUGCCAUAUCAACGACUGGUCGUCUCCCGCCAAGCAUCGUCCGAGAGCUCAAGACUCAUGGCAUCACUUACAGGUCCAGAGAUACCAGCCAGAAGACAUAAGACUAGCAACCACUCCUGUCAAAGAAAUAAGAUUAAAGGCGCAAGUUAUAUGGCAGAAAGAUUUUCACCCAUUUCAGUGUCUAUUAGGGACCUGAAAAUGUAUUGAGAACUUGUAGAUGACUCAUAUUUGUUCAGAAGGAAACAUGUGAACUGUGUAACUAUGUAGUAUUUAUGUUGUAACUGCUCUUAAAGCAUCAUACAUGUGACUGGGCCCUUUUGGUGUGGAAAAUAUGUACUGUAAUUGUGUGCAAAGCUCUGCUGUUGUCAGGCUUUGUUAUGUACUCUAAGUAAGGCAGUAAGACUAAGGUAAAUGUAGUCCUUGGCUUAUUUCAUUCCAUUUACAGUAGGUAACAGUAGAUGGUAGGUAAGAGAGAUUCUCUUCUGCUAUGUUUUUGUUAUUGUUGCUCAGGGGUAGAAAGAUUGACACAUAAGAUUUGAGAAGAUAGCAAGUACAGUCGAAGUAACUGUAAGUAAUAAAUCCAUCCAUACUGAGUGGCUGUGAGACUAAUCUAAAAUACAAAAUGUACCAGUCACAAAAUCAACAACACCACAGACAUUUUUGAUCGCACCUUUCAGUGGUUUAAUUAAUAAACUCUUUUGGGACUACAGGACAUCAUAUUUUGCUGUUCAUCUAUAUUGUUUGGCUGUUAUGCUGUCUUUCCUGAAAAAAUAUCCACAAGUAAUGUAUAAUAAUCACAUUUUCGUUCAUUUACAACUACUGUACACUUGUACAACUAUGUACAAAAAAGCUUUGGAAAUCAGAAAAA